Molecule: messenger RNA, 1283 nt
Organism: Schistosoma intercalatum
Lineage: Eukaryota; Metazoa; Platyhelminthes; Trematoda; Strigeidida; Schistosomatidae
Source: the annotation of a GenBank genome assembly
AAUUGUUGUAGGUUGGUUCAUUACAAAUUUCUUACUUGUUCACGUUAUUACUUAUGGUGACGCCUAUUGAGAAAUAUACUUUAGGAAAUCCAUGUAAUAAUGGUCAUCUGGACAAAGAUGAUGAUGAAAAUGAUGACGAUGAUGAAAUUAGUCUAAGUUCUGAUGAUGAAAUUAAAUUAAAUAAUGGUUUAGAAAGAAAAAAUUCACAAUCUGUUUGGUUUCGUGCACAAAAACGUAUUGUUGGUCGAGUUCUACAAAAUGAUCAAUCUAUCAAAUCAAUCAUUGGUAAAAGAGCUUAUGAAUCACUUAAAUCUUUACGUUCUUUAAUGAAAUUACAUAUAAAACCUGAAAAAGAUGUAAAACAAUUAUAUAAAUAUUUAAUUAAAACAAUUGGAAAAAUUGGUGUUAUAUCAAAACAACAAAAUUUAACUGAAGAAGAUUAUACAAAUAUUAAUGAAAUUAAAGAGAAAAGUCGUACAAUUGGUUUGACAUUAAUAAGUUUUGCACAAACUGAAUAUACAUAUAAUUAUAAUUUUAUUAAAGAACAAAUAGAUGAUUGUAAAGAGAUUAUAUGUCAAGCUGUAUCAUCAUAUUUAAGUCAAAAAUCAAUUGAACGUAUUAAACAUGUAUUUAAUGUAUUAAGUUCAAGUGAAUUUCUUGAUUCUGUAUAUGAUCCAAAAGCGGAUGAAAUAAAAAAAGCACAUCUUCGUAAUUUAGCUAAAUAUUUAAGUCUUUUAUUAGAACAAAUUAAAUAGAAUAUUGUUUUUAUUCAAUUUAAUUAUUGAAUAAAUAAAAAAAUAAUAAUAACUAUUGUCCCUUUUGUGAUCUUAACAUUUAUGAUACUUGUAUACAUUAACUAUUGAAUUAUAUAUUACAUAUACAUAUGGGUAUAGGUGAUGAUUUAUGUAUCUACCUAGGGUUCAAAACGUUCAGUGACUUUUUUUUCUUCUCCCUAUAUUAUUCAUAUACACACUUAUGUCUACUUAAUUAUCAUUUUGUGGAAACAUACUUAUCUUUCUAUGAAUGAUUAUUCUUAUUCGGAUACCAUGUAUGACAAGUAAUUGUAUGUAUUUUAAUGCUGCAUAGUAUUCAUACUUUGAUUGUAUAUUAUAAUAAUGAAUAUAUAAUUUAUUCAAUUUUCCCUUCUUUAUACUUUUGAUUAUGAUUGUGUUUGUUUCUUUUUUUCACUUUCUAAUGAAAAUUACUUAUUAUCUAUACAUGCACAAGAGAAAAUGACACCCAACUUUUGAUAUAAAUUUUAAAUAAAUAAAAAUUUAAAUUGU